Messenger RNA from Rhopilema esculentum, 3353 nucleotides. RefSeq lists its product as uncharacterized. NCBI's taxonomy places the organism in Eukaryota, Metazoa, Cnidaria, Scyphozoa, Rhizostomeae, Rhizostomatidae. The record is from RefSeq and is a predicted model, not a curated record.
CAAGUUGUAAAUAGUCCUUGACUAGGGGCGCAAGGCCAACAUUGAUCUAAGCGCUUGUAAAAGCCAAUUUAAAGCUUUCAGCUGUUAAUUCGAGGUUUUGCAAAUUAACAGGGACUAUUGCAGUGAGUGUUACUGAUCUUAACUCUGACUCAAUCAUGGGUUGUGGAUUAAUCCAACGUUAUUUCACAGUCGCAGUUGGUAUUUUUCUUGCGGUAGCACAACUGGCAAAUGGCCAAAACAGUGAAAGCAAUGCGCAGCUGAUUGAUGCUCUAGCCAAAGCCCAAGAAAGGCAGAUUAUUCACGGAGAUGACCCGACCUCUGUUGAGGAAUCACCCUCGUUUGCGAAUCGAGAAGAUGAGAUCAAGUGGAAGCUUAACAAGGCCAAAAAGACACUUCACAAAGCGAGGCAAUUAGAAAGCCUGGCUAAAAAGGCCGCAGUGCAUUUCGGAUACUACACGGAUACAAAACAAAGGCACGGGGUUGUUUCUGAUUUGUUAAGCAACGCUGAAGACGCAUUGUUAGAAGCUGGUGACAAAAUGGGUUUUGAUUAUCAGAAGUUCUAGAAGUAUGUUCAUUCGCACUUAAAGGCAAUCGAAUGAAACUCCAGUGGCUUAAGUCAAUUAAUAUCAGCCAAUCGACAAGCGUGUGAGUGCAAUCAGGCUCACUUAUUGGCCAAUUGUUGACUGACAGUAAGUUUAAUUGAUUAUCUGUCAAUGGUCGACCUAUAGCUAGCCAAUUUAGUAUUUGUUAAGAAACUUCGCUAAUGUUUUUUAGGAAUUCCCAAUUAUUUUGACUUAUCAGCGCGGGGUAGGAGAGUCAUGUUUUUUCCUCGAAAACAGCAUUGUCAAAUCCCUAAAGCUGUAAAGUUAUUGUUUUCAAUAACUUGAUCAAGGCUAAUAAUAAAUAGUAGAUUUUCCAUUUCAAUUUCUGCUGCAAGAAAAUGAACAUGGCAAUGGUUGGAUAUGAAAGUUGCUAGUGUACCCAAUGGCGGUACUACAUCCCCCUUCCUCCAUUUUUUGGUAUGGGGUGAUAGGAAAAAUUUCUGGUGAAUUACUUCGGUUAGCCGCAGUUGGCUCCCCAUUGGAAAAAUAGCCCUCUUAAUUGUAAAACUGGCAUUACUUCCGCAUUGGUUCGGCAUGCAUGCAACCAAUCCUUUUUAGUUCAGUCCCAUCUUGACCCUUUACAGGUUUUUAGGGAUAGAUCGAUACAGCUUUACAUCUGUUUACUGGAGAGCAAAAGCGAUUAAAGAAAGAAAAAAGCUAUGUUAAUCUUGUAUCGUUUUAGGAAUUCUGGGAAAUCUUUUAGGCACAGCAAGGCUAUCUUAGAAACAAUGAUCCAAUUGAAUUGAUGCUUGUUUUCUAAAAUCUUGGAAGUUAAAUAUUAUCUUGAAACUAUUGGCGAGAUGAACCUCUAGAUUGCAAAAUUUGCAAUAUUGUAUUUUAUGGUUUGGAAGCGUUCUUAAUUGCAAAGGGGCUAAACGAAGCUAGAGGUAUUUUUGACACAUCUUAUGAGAGCAGAUCAAAAAUAUUUGCAAGACGAAAAUGUAUCGAAUGGACAGGAAAUUCAAUUCUAAGAAAUUUCUCAUUGCAAUUGCAAAGAAAACUCUCAAAAGUCGAAACAGUCGUUGUUGAAAUAUUUUGUUCUGUUUGUAACAUAAUUUUUGUAGAAUAUUUUGUAAUGUCAGUUUAACUGUUUGAAUUAGGAUCACAAAUGAAUGUAAACAAAAUUUGAUAAAAAGAUAGCGAUGCGUGAUUAAAAAAGAAAUUACUUAGCUUUUUAUUCGAAGGUGUUCGAUGAAUGCUUUCAAUCUAACCAACAAUUUACCUCGUGAUAACAACCUAAACGUUCAAUUUACCGUGUUAACGUUUGCAAACCGUCAUGGGAGAGUUUUUCAAGUAAAACGAUACGUAGGAAAGGCGUGUCAAAUUAAAGUACUAUACACAAUUUUUAUGCACUGCUUUCUCUGCAUAUUUUUCUUCUGAGAUGAGUAGACUUCUGUCAAUACUCUCCAGUGUCAUAGAAUUAAAUCAACGUGGGUAUAAUUGAAUUGUGUCCUAUAAUCAACACAAGAGCAAUGGUUUUAAUUAGAUUUAAGCAAACCAUGGAGGUAAAAACGCUACUUGGUUUGGUGGAGGGUCUUAGACGACUCCUUAUCUGCUCCAGCUGAGAAAUUUCUGCAAAGAUUUCCUAAAAAACGGUGAUGAUUGUCUUACAAAAGCUUAAAAAGUGCAGUUUGCAGGAUGCUAGAAAUGCUCUUUAUCAGGAUCUGAUCCGAUCCCCGAAAGAAGAUUUUUAUGAAUGAAAGCAAGAACAGUUUUUCUAAAAAUUCGCCAUUCAUUCACAAGACAAACCAUGUCAGAGGAUACAGGCUUGCUUCAAUCGAAUUCUUAUAAAUUUGAAAAGCAAAAAUUGUAUUUUUUUCCCAAAAAUCUAGAAAAGCAAACUUCUUUAAAACUACUGGAAGUCUUUUAUGUGGCAUGUGAGAUUCAUGCUUGAAGAGGUUUUCAAAUCGUCUGACUCUAAUGCCCUACAAGAGCAAGUGUAUUGACUUGUACUGAUUCGAAAGGCUGCUUUUAUAAUAUAGUAAGAGGAGUUGCGAAGAAGAAUUUGUGAGCCGCAUCUGACCAGCUUUGUUUAGGGCUAUGGUAGUAAAUAAAAAAUUAACGACUCGCAGGCAAUGUUGAAAGGAGCUACACAGAUUGUAACAAGGAAUCCAUGCAUUCCGAUUGUUGGCUAUCGGUUAUCUUAAGGAAAAGAAAUAACCAUGCUAACUCACAAAUCUUUGAAUUCGCUUGCCCAGAUUGCUUGAAAAAUUAUUCGUCUGAUAGAGAAUGGUUUCUACAAUCAACAGAAACUAACCUCAAGGUACCGUUACUAAAUACGAUCAAUGGACAAAAUGCCUUUUCUUUCAUGGUGCGAAAUCUCCCUAGAAAUUUUGAAAGUACAAAUUCAGAUGCGAAUGUAGCUUUAAUUCCAUUUCCCUUCUUUUUUUGUUUCACAUUAUACCAUACCGUGUUUUAAAUUAGGAGCGAACAAACAAAGUCAUCUUUCUUUAGAUGUUUGGAAACUGUCUACUUCUAAACAAAAGAUCCGUCUUGUGAAGAGAUCCGUUUUUUUCUUUUUAACUUCUUUACUAGGUGAGGGUUAGCGUUUGCUGAUUGGUCAAAAGAGAAACCAAUCAAGAGCGGUCUGGAUAUAAAUUAAAAGAAAAUGAAAACGCGGCAAAUUAAAAGCUUUUUGCAGAAAUGUUUGCAAAAUAAUGCAUUGUGCUGGCGAGAUUGCCUAGGAUGAUGCCGGUGUAAUAUGCGUUUUGGUACCCUAUGCAAAAAUGUAACAUUGUGAAACGCGAUGUG